Molecule: messenger RNA, 792 nt
Organism: Danio rerio (zebrafish)
Lineage: Eukaryota; Metazoa; Chordata; Actinopteri; Cypriniformes; Danionidae
Source: RefSeq, a predicted model, not a curated record
AGGAAAACACAAAACUGUGUCAUCUUGGGCCUGACAUCAACAGGACUGCAGAUCUCUGAGAUGCUGAAUGGAGAACAUCAGUUUCUGUAUAAUUUGCCGUGGUCCACCAUUAAUUCCAUUAGCUUUCAGGGCAGAAAGUUUGAGAUUCGUGCUGAGGUCUUGUUUGAGAAGAGUUUGCGAUUGUUCAGUUGUUCAAUCCUUCAUGCCAAGCACCUGCUCCAGCACAUAAGCAACAGUCACCGAAUGCAUCUCAACACCAAGCGGUUGAUUGCACAAUCAGAUGGAGGGAGACACAGAGAAAUGUACAUCACAGAUGGAGCUGAUCUGGACAUAGAGGACAGUGAUGAUGAACUUCCACAUAUGAAAUUGUUUUUUAACCAGAAGCCUUUUUCUUGCACCACUGAAUGUGGAAAUGAUAGAGGAGAUGAGUACAGUUUAGAGAUGAGUGUUGAUGAGCCGGAGGAGAUGUUUGUGGAUGAUCCUGAAGACGUCCUGCGUUUAUUUGAGCUGCUGGAGGGAGUAUCUGUGGAUGAUCCUUUACUUCUGCCUAUUUCACAAUGGAAAGAUCUCACAGAAAUGAAUGACAUAUGACCAUCUUAUUCAAUCAUCACAUCAACCAGGAAGUCAUGCACGAAAACACAAAAACAACUGCAAACAAUUUUUUAUUUUUUUUAACAGCACGUUGAUACAUUCCUAAACUUGUAAUUUAAAUUUCUUGUAAAAAACAUUAAAUAAAUAUUUAGCAAAUCAUGAAUGUUUGUGUUGUGUAUGUAUAAUGUUGGGAACUUUAAU